AUGGCAUCUUCCGUAGCAUCAGCCACCACAACAUCAUCAUCAUCAUCACCACCACCGUCAACGAUGACUUCGUCAACGCUCGCAUCUAGUCAAGGCACCUCCAGUUCAUCGAUGCCAUCAUCGGUAGCAUCAAGCACUGUAGUAUCGUCAUCACCGUCAACGACCGCAUUGUCAACAACCGCAUCCAGUCAAGGCACCUCCAGUUCACCAGUGGCAUCAUCGGUAACAUCAAGCACCGCAGCGUCGUCAUCACCGUCAACGAUGGCUUCGUCAACACUCGCAUCUAGUCAAGGUACCUCCAGUUCACCGAUGCUAUCAUCGGUAGCAUCAAGCACUGUAAUAUCGUCAUCACCGUCAACGACCGUAUCGUCAACAUCCGCAUCUAGUCAAGGCACCUCCAGUUCACCAGUGACAUCAUCGGUAGCAUCAAGCACUGUAAUAUCGUCAUCACCGUCAACGACCGUAUCGUCAACAUCCGCAUCUAGUCAAGGCACCUCCAGUUCACCAGUGGCAUCAUCGGUAGCAUCAAGCACUGUAGUAUCGUCAUCACCGUCAACGACCGUAUCGUCAACAUCCGCAUCUAGUCAAGGCAUCUCCAUUUCACCAGUGGCAUCAUCGGUAGCAUCAAGCACCGCAGCGUCAUCACCAUCUUCAGCGAUCACAUCGCCAACAUCUUCACCUAGCGAAAGCAUUUCCAGUUCGACAAUAUCAACCACCACAGCGUCAUCAUCAUCACCACCGUCAACGAUGGCUUCGUCAACACUCGCAUCUAGCCAAGGCACCUCCAGUUCACCGAUGCCAUCAUCGGUACCAUCAAGCACUGUAGUAUCAUCAUCACCGUCAACGACCGCAUCGUUAAUAACCGCAUCCAGUCAAGACACCUCCAGUUCACCACUGGCAUCAUCGGUAGCAUCAAGCACCAUAGCAUCGUUAUCACCGUCAACAAUGGCAUCGUCAACAUCCCCAUCCAGUCAAGGCACCUCCAGUACACCAGCGGCAUCAUCGGUAGCAUCAAGCACCGCAGCGCACUCAUCAUCGUCAAUGAUGGCUUCGUCAACAUCCGCAUCUAGUCAGGAUACCUUCAGUUCACCAGUGGCAUCAUCGGUAGCAUCAAGCACCGCAGCGUCACCACUGUCUUCAGCGAUCACAUCGCCUAGCGAAAGCAUUUCCAGCUCGACAAUGGCAUCUUCCGUAGCAUCAAGCACCACAACAUCAUCAUUACCGUCAAUGAUGGCUUCGUCAACAUUCACAUCCAGUCAAGGCACCUCCAGUUCACCGAUGCCAUCAUCGGUAGAAUCAAGCACUGUAGUGUCGUUAUCACCGUCAACAGUGGCAUCGUCAACAUCCCCAUCCAGUCAAGGUACCUCCAGUACACCAGUGGCAUCAUCGGUAGCAUCAAGCACUGUAGUAUCGUCAUCACCGUCAGCGAUCGCAUCUUCAACAGAUGCAUCUAGUCAAGGUACCUCCAGUACGCCAGCGGCUUCAUCGGUAGCAUCAAGCACCGCAGCGUCCUCGUCACCGUCAACUAUGGCUUCGUCAACAUUCACAUCUAGCCAAGGUACCUUCGGUUCAUCAGUGGCAUCAUCGGUAGCAUCAAGCACCGCAGCGUCCUCAACACCGUCAACUAUGGCUUCGUCAAUAUCCGCAUCUAGUCAAGGUACCUCCAGUACACUAGCGGCAUCACCGGUAGCAUCAAGCACCGCAGUGCCCUCAUCACCGUCAACGAUGGCUUCGUCAACAUCCGCAUCUAGUCAGAGCACCUCCAGUUCACCGAUGCCAUCAUCGGUAGCAUCAAGCACCAUAACAUCGUCAUCACCGUCAACGAUCGCAUCGUCAACGCCUGCUUCUAGACGAAGCACUUCUGGCUCGUCGGCUCCAACAGGUACUGUAGGAACUUCGCCACAGUUAGCGACAUCAACUGGCAGUAGCACUGGAGGUUUUAAAUCCGUUCAGAUAUAA
Messenger RNA from Gongylonema pulchrum, 1959 nucleotides. The record is from the annotation of a GenBank genome assembly. NCBI's taxonomy places the organism in Eukaryota, Metazoa, Nematoda, Chromadorea, Rhabditida, Gongylonematidae.